This is a messenger RNA of Dothidotthia symphoricarpi CBS 119687, 1321 nucleotides long. RefSeq lists its product as uncharacterized. The coding region runs from base 235 to 1029 and encodes 264 amino acids. The record is from RefSeq and is a predicted model, not a curated record. Lineage: Eukaryota; Fungi; Ascomycota; Dothideomycetes; Pleosporales; Dothidotthiaceae. The transcript has 2 exons.
GUCAGAACGCGUGAAGAGUAGAGACUGCGUUCUUCACGUACAGCUUUCCAUGUUCUUGUGACGGGUGAUUCGUUCUACAUCACGACACCCUUAUCGCGACUUCACGUGCACUCGCGAGUCACUAACUGUCUCGAUCAUGACGUGUAUCUCUCGCCUUUGCCUUUCGCCUCCCGCUGUCUCCUACUCACCUUCUCUUUUCUAGUGCUUUCUUCUUCAUUUCCACAACUUCUCAUCAUGUCUGAAGCCUGCUGCACUUGCGCUACGUUGCUAUCCUCUAUUCCGCCGACCUACGACGAGAAGACAGAGAAGCCAACUCAGUUUGAGCGCCGCCUCGAUUGCUGCGGCCGUGCCAUCUGUGCUCGAUGCUUGACAGAUAAUCCUCGGUUCGCGAACUACUGUCCUUACUGCCAGAUAUCUACUGGCCCAUCCUCGCUUCCGGCGCAAGGACUACGUGACCCUCCCACGUAUUCGCCACUGAUUGAGGGGCAAGGAGACGAGGAACUACCGCCAUAUGCAGCGCACAACUCCCUGCAGCCCUUAUCUGAGAAGUCGGAGGCGAACGCUGAAAAUGCGCCUGAUGUUUUGCACUUUAUCGAUCCGAACAACGACUCGAUACUCUCCUUGUCUGUACGAUAUGGAGUACCUGCCAAUGCACUGCGCCGUACAAACAACUUGUAUGCAGACCAUCUUCUAGCGGCGCGGAGGACUAUUCUCAUACCGGGAGAGCAUUACAAGGGCGGAGUCAGCCUGAGUCCGCGGCCAUUAGAAGGCGAAGAGGAAGAGAUCAAGAAGACUAAGUUGAGGAAAUUCAUGGUGGGAUGUAAACUUGCCGAAUAUGAUGUUGCCCUUAUGUACCUAGAGCAAGCGGGUUACAAUCUCGAACAAGCGGUGUCCGCCUUCAAGGCUGACGAGAAGUGGGAAAUGGACCACCCUCUGGAAGCAGCGAAGAAGGGCAAAUCAAAGGAACCAAAGAGCUCGGGGAGACGGAAAUGGGGCUUUGGAAGUGGUCUCACGGGUCAACUUUCAUAGCGUGAACGAUGCAUCUGUUCGGCUGUGGCGUUGCAGAGAUGGAUGGAUGGGUAGACAGGGGCUAUCGCUGAACUAAAUGGGCGUUUGUGGUUUUGACUGUAUUGAUGAAACGUCAGACAAGCGCUUUGCUCCUGCUUAGGCAUGCAGUGCAUUAUGAGGCGUUGCUGACAUUUAUACAUAAUUUGUACUACCAGGGAAUGGAGCGCACUGACGUCUUUCGUUUCCACUACCACAUUUUAUUUAUUGCUUAUGCUCCGGAUUUCAGCAGUUUCUUGAGACUCAUCAAAUCGAA